This is a messenger RNA of Penicillium longicatenatum, 513 nucleotides long. RefSeq names its product nucleoside deaminase. The transcript has a single exon. The coding region runs from base 1 to 513 and encodes 170 amino acids. Lineage: Eukaryota; Fungi; Ascomycota; Eurotiomycetes; Eurotiales; Aspergillaceae. The record is from RefSeq and is a predicted model, not a curated record. Gene Ontology annotation, molecular function: guanosine deaminase activity. Gene Ontology annotation, biological process: purine nucleoside catabolic process.
AUGGACAACCCAGCAAUGACCCCCUUAACGCCAUCCCAACUCCAAGCAUGCGCAUCAAAAUGCCUAUCCCUCCAAAGUGAAGCCCAAGAUCUCCACUCCAAACGCCCCUUCGCAGCUCUCCUCCUCAGCCCAGAUAACUCAACAAUCCUUAUGACCUCCAACUCCCUCUCCCAUGUGCGACACGCAGAAAGCGAACUCGCGCGCAACGCAGCCGAUAACUAUGACUGGGACUACCUGUCCCGCUGUACACUGGUCUCGACCUGGGAACCAUGCGCAAUGUGUAGUGGAACAAUCUACUGGGCGCAUAUCGGGCGGCUGAUCUACCUUGCGUCGGAGAAGGCGUUGCGGAGUGUUAUCGGCGUUGGGAACGAGCAAAAUCUUACGAUGGAUUUACCUUGUCGGGAGGUGUUCGAGAAGGGGCAAUUUGGUGUGGAGGUCAUUGGACCUGUUGCUGAAGGGGGAUGGGAGGAAAGGGUUGUGGAGGAUAGUAGGCGGUAUUGGGAUCGUACAUAG